This is a messenger RNA of Drosophila gunungcola (fruit fly), 3180 nucleotides long. RefSeq names its product transcription factor glial cells missing (gene gcm). Bases 166 to 1704 code for a protein of 512 amino acids. Gene Ontology annotation, biological process: gliogenesis; regulation of transcription by RNA polymerase II. Gene Ontology annotation, cellular component: nucleus. The record is from RefSeq and is a predicted model, not a curated record. Gene Ontology annotation, molecular function: RNA polymerase II cis-regulatory region sequence-specific DNA binding; DNA-binding transcription activator activity, RNA polymerase II-specific. The transcript is spliced from 4 exons. NCBI's taxonomy places the organism in Eukaryota, Metazoa, Arthropoda, Insecta, Diptera, Drosophilidae.
GUCGAUGCGAACGGACGCGUCCGCUUCACAGAAAAGUAAAAAAAAAAAAGAGAAAAUAUACAGGAAAAACUAUAUAGGAAAAACUAUACAAGUAGGAAGAAAGAAACCAAACUGACAGUGACCGCGUGUGAAUUAUCUAUUAUAUCUAUUACGAACCCAUCAAAAAUGGUCUUAAACGGCAUGCCCAUCACUAUGCCAGUGCCAGUGCCCAUGCCCGUGCCCAGUCCUCCGGCCACCAAGUCAUGUGUGGCCAUCGACUGGGACAUCAACGACUCGAAGAUGCCGUCGGUGGGGGAGUUCGACGAUUUCAGCGACUGGGCCAACGGCCACUGCCGGCUCAUCUACUCCGGGCAGAGUGAUGAGGCCAGGAAGCAUGCCAGCGGCUGGGCCAUGCGCAACACCAACAACCACAACGUGAACAUCCUGAAGAAGAGCUGUCUGGGCGUGCUGCUCUGCAGUGCCAGGUGCAAGUUGCCCAACGGAGCCAGUGUGCAUCUGAGACCAGCCAUUUGCGACAAGGCCCGCCGGAAGCAGCAGGGCAAACAGUGUCCCAAUAGAAAUUGCAAUGGUCGCUUGGAGAUCCAGGCCUGUCGCGGUCACUGCGGCUAUCCAGUUACCCACUUCUGGCGCAGGGAUGGCAACGGCAUCUACUUCCAGGCCAAGGGCACCCACGAUCAUCCCAGACCCGAGGCCAAAGGAUCCACGGAGGCAAGGCGCCUGCUGGCCGGAGGACGACGUGUGCGCAGCCUGGCCGUGAUGUUGGCCAGGGAAUCGGCGCUGAGCGACAAGCUGAGUAGCCUUAGGCCAACCAAACGACAGGCCAAGACGCAGUUGCUCCAGGAGGGCAAGCGCAGGAAGAUGGGUGACCAGCCAGCAGUGGUCCCGGCCAGUCAGGAUGUACUGGGCACAGCCGGCUAUUUGGCCACAUCCACGCCCACACACAGCACAGGCUUUGGCCAGGCACAGACACAGACACAGGCACAGGCAUCCUAUGGAUCUGGAUCGGUGGCCAGUAGUCAGUGGAACGGAGAGAUAUACUAUGAGCCGGAGGGUGCGUCCUAUGCCACGGGAAUGUACGCCUACGACAUGCUGCACUCGCCCCUCUCCGCGCACAGUUCCACGGGCAGUUAUUACCACGAGAAUCUCCAGCAGCAACUACAGCAACAGCAGCAGCAGCAACAGCAGCAACAGCAGCAACAGCAACUCUCCCCGCAGCAACAUGUGCCAGCUGGCAACUUCAGCGAUCAGCCCUCGAUCCCCGCCAGCUUCCCCAGUGGAAUGCCCAUGUACGAGAGCUGCGACGACACCUCCAGCUUGACCAGCAGCUCGGGCUACAGCUCCGAGGACUACGGCUACUUCAACGGAUAUCUGCCCAACUCGCUGGACGUGAGCAGCGGCAGUCAGGGCCAGAAUCCACCCAGCCAGGAUGGUGGCUUCUACACAACCAGCUCCGAGAUCUUCAGUGUGUUCGAGUCAACCCUGAACGGAGGCGGUGAUCUGCUCUAUGAGGAAGCCAGCGCCUACCAGCACCAGCACCAGGCCGGAUUCCUGCCCCUCGCCAGCUAUCAGCAGCAGGAGCCGCAGGAUCAGCUGCAGUCGGCCGACUACUACUACAGCAACUCGGGCGUGGACAACGGGUGGAACAUCCAAAUGGACGCGACAUACCAGCACCCGGCUAACAGCUCCGAUCCCGUCUACUGCUAGGGGAUCGGGUUGGGGAUGAGCUGCCGCUGCCGCUGCCGCUGGCGCUGCCCCUUGGAUCUCGCACUGCAACCACUAUUACUGAGCCACUCAAGCGUUGUUCUAGUCCCUAGUUGAUUCCCCACUCAUGUCCCCAUUGCUUGUUGGUCCCUUUAUUGUGUAUGAGAUAUUGUAUUGAACGUUUCUAGUUUGUACUAUUGUACUUGUUUCCCAGCUAUUCCAAAGUUUUAGAGCUGUAAGAAUACGAAUUAUGUCCUUAGAGUGUAAGCGUAUAGAGUGUUAAGCCACAUUUCCCACCUAUUUAUGAACUUUUGUGUAGUAAUAAACAUUUUUUGAAAAAAUCCCCAUCGUGGCAACCUUUUUUGGUUUUGUGUCAGCUGGGAGAACCCAUAUGGGCUAGUAUACUUUUUCUGGGGUCAGAGAAAACACCUAUAGUUGUUCCAAAAAAAGGAAAAAUUAGCUAAAAUUUAUUUUUUUGAACAGAAAGUUUUUCAAGAUGGGCAGAGGUCUACCUAAACAAGUUAAGGGACCGCCAGGAUCUGCAGGGACCCCAGUCACAAGGCCUCGUGAAACUGCCACCCAAAGGAACAGGCGAAGGAGAAGGAACAGGGCCAGGUUACUUGUGGCCCCAGAGGAACCUGUCUUGAAUUCUAAUAGGGAAAUCGAAGAGCAGGAAAAUACGAGAGACAGGAAUCGUCGACGUAGGAACCGAGCCCGUGCUCGUGAUCGUGGAUCCCGUGCUCCAACGCAAACCGAAAAUUUCUCAUUACAACUCAAUCUUCCGCUCGGAACACAACCGUCCGUCUCGGAACUUACACUUUUGGGACAAAAUGAUAUGGCAGAUUUGGCACUUAUGGUUAAUUUGUGUAUACUCUCCCUUGUGCCAGAUCACUCACGGUAUUUAAAUGGUCUGGAGCGCUUGAGAAAUAUAUGGUCGAGUGGGGAUUCUCCAAACGUCAUUGAAAAUUCCCACGCUCAAAAUCUGCCUGAGGAAAUUCAGCAAGUUCAGCAAGCCAAUGAAAAUGGCCAAAAUCUGCCUGAGGAAAUUCAGCAAGUUCAGCAAGCCAAUGAAAAUGACCAAAAUCCGCCUGAGGAAGAACCCGAUACCAAGAAUGCAAAUCGGGACGAUAACGAAAAGAAUCAAGACCAUUGACAAAUUAUUCAUAAAAAGUACUAGCCAAACGCUUGUACUUCCAAAAUUUGUAGAAGUAAGGAGUGUCCACAAUCUGCAUCAGGAGGACCCGAACGGCAAGAAUCCAAAUUGGGAAAAUACCGAUAAGAAACAUGACCAUUGACGAACUAUUGAUUUAAGAUUCGUAUAGAUUAAAAGUACUAGCCAAUUUAGACAUGUUUGAUCUGCAAAGAUAGUUCCACAUGUAUUGUACUUCGUAAUUUUGUAAAGGUCUAUUUUUCAAUGAGUUGUGUGUAAGCAAUUUGUAUUUUCCCAUCGUCAUUUUUAAAAAAGUAAAAUAUAUUUAG